Maylandia zebra (zebra mbuna) is the source of this 2775-nucleotide messenger RNA. Lineage: Eukaryota; Metazoa; Chordata; Actinopteri; Cichliformes; Cichlidae. The record is from RefSeq and is a predicted model, not a curated record.
AUGCCGAGAAAAAGUGAUGCAGCUAAAAUGGAAGAAGUUGGCAUCGAGAUAGACGGAGAUUUAAGUGAAAGUGACGGUGAGAGGCAGGCGGGAGGAAGAGGAGGCGUAAAGGGACGAGGACGAGGCAAAAAACCGGCCAGUGAUGAUGAUGAUGAUGAGGACGAUGAGGAGGAAGACGAAGCUCCCAGGGGGCGUAGAGGAGCAAACAGGAAGAAGCUGGCCAAGAAACGUGGUGGCAAUGAUGAUGAGGAUGAAAGCGAGGAUGAGCCUCCCAAGAGGAAGAGAGGAGGAGCAGCCAAUAAGAAGAAAGGAGGCAAAGCCCAGGACAGUGAUGAGGAGGACAAAGAAGAGGAGACCAAGGGUAAGAAGGGUGAUGGCAAAGGGAAAGGGAAGGGCAAGGGCAAAGAUGAUGACAAGGACAAGAAGAAGAAAAAGAAAAAGGGUGACAGUUCAUCAGAUUCCAACUCCAACUCGAGUGAGGAAGAGGAGUCCAUGUCAGAGGGAGAGAUGGCUCGGCUGAUGGAGGAGGUGGAGGAGAAGAAGAAACUCAUCGCCAACAUCAGGAAUAAGCCUUGGAGGAUGCAGCGGAGGCUCAAACUCCUAAAGGAAGCUCAAGAAUUUGUGGAUAAGUUUGAAGGCGCUUUGGGGAAAGGGAAAGGCCGAAAGUGGUAUGCCUACAAAGUGAUGAUGACAAAGAAAUGGAUCAAGUUUCAGAGGGAUUUUGAAAAUUUCAGAACAGCGUGCAUCCCAUGGGAGAGGAAGAUCAAGGAGGUGGAAAGUCACUUUGGGUCAUCCGUUGCAUCUUACUUUAUUUUCCUGCGAUGGAUGUACGGCAUGAACCUUGUGCUUUUUGGAUUCACCUUUGGACUUGUGGUCAUCCCUGAGGUCCUGAUGGGUCUUCCCUAUGGGUCUAUUCCCAGGAAGACUGUACCCAGAGCAGAGCAGGAUACUGCUCAAGACUACUCUGUCCUCAUGGACUUCAAUGGGUACUGCAAAUAUUCAGUGCUGUUCUACGGAUAUUACAACGACCAGAGGACCGUCGGCGUGCUGAAGUUCAGGCUACCUUUGUCCUACCUCAUGGUCGGCAUUGGCACUUUCGGCUACAGCCUGAUGCUUGUGAUCCGCACAAUGGCCAAAAAUGCUGAUGUUGGUGGUGGAGAUGGGGAGGAUUCAGACUUCACCUUCGCCUGGAAGAUGUUCACCAGCUGGGAUUACCUCAUUGGCAAUGCGGAGACCGCUGACAACAAGUACGCCUCCAUCACCACCAGUUUCAAGGAGUCCAUUGUGGACGAGCAGGAGAACCAGAAGGACGAGAACAUCCACCUGCGCAGGUUCCUCAGAGUCCUGGCUAACUUCCUGAUCACCUGUAGCCUCGGCGGCAGUGGGUACCUCAUCUACUUUGUGGUGAAGAGAUCUCAGGAGUUUGCCACAAGGGACGACCUCAGCUGGUAUGAGAAGAAUGAGAUGGAGAUUGUCAUGUCUCUUCUGGGCCUGGUGUGUCCACCUCUGUUUGAGACCAUUGCUGAGCUGGAGGACUACCAUCCUCGGAUCGCCCUCAAAUGGCAGCUCGGACGCAUCUUUGCCCUUUUCCUCGGAAACCUCUACACGUUUCUGUUCGCCCUGUUUGAUGAGGUCAACACCAAGCUGGAGGAAGAGCAGUCCAUAAAGAACGCCUCCAUCUGGGCCAUGAAGGAGUACUACGCCAACUACUCACGUCUGAUGAAUGACUCAGAAGCCACCCCGCCUCCAAUGGAUCCAGCUGAUGUCAUUAGAGGACCAUGCUGGGAGACUGCAGUGGGCAUUGAGUUUGUGAAGCUGACCGUGUCAGACAUCCAGGUGUCCUACCUAACCAUCCUGAUUGGUGACUUUGCCCGAGCUGUGAUUGUACGUUUCCUUAACUACUGCUGGUGCUGGGACCUGGAGGCUGGAUUUCCAUCAUACGGCGAGUUUGACAUCAGUGGAAAUGUUCUUGGAUUGGUCUUCAAUCAAGGCAUGAUUUGGAUGGGUGCAUUUUAUGCCCCCGGGCUGGUGGGCAUCAAUGUGCUCCGCCUCCUCAGCUCCAUGUACUAUCAGUGUUGGGCUGUGAUGGCCACUAACGUCCCCCACGAGAGAGUUUUCAAGGCCUCUAAGUCCAACAACUUCUACAUGGGUCUCCUGCUCCUCGUGCUCUUCCUUAGCCUGUUACCUGUUGUCUACACAUCAUACGCGCCACCUUUUAUUGUUUGCAGUGGAAAGGACAAGAUGUUUGACAUAAUCAUGGAGACGAUUGACCUGGACCUGCCGGCCUUCAUGGGAACACUCUUUAGCUAUGCAGCUAACCCCGGUCUCAUUAUACCAGCUGUACUUCUCAUGGUACUCGCCAUCUAUUAUUUGAACUCAGUAUCCGAGGCAUACCAAAACUCCAACAUGGAGCUGAAGAAAAAGAUGAAGAUGGCUCGCGAUGAAGAGAAGAAUCGAAGGAACAAUGCAGACACCACCAACCAGGUCAUGAAAGACCUGGAGGACCUUCUACCGAACCGAUCCCUCAUUCCCCCUGCUCCACCAGAGCCUGGUCAGAACUACAUCCUGAUGAUCCAAGAACCAAAACCAAAACCAACAAAGACAAAACCCGGGACAGCUGGUAAAGGUGUUAACCUGCAGAAAGAUGUGGCUCUAGCGUCGUCCAACCCUAAUGCUCGAGGGCCAGUAAGCAGGCCACCUGGACCCAGAGGACCUGGACCAGGUCCAGGUGCUGGACCGGGUCGAGGCCGUGGGAGAGGGCCCCCUCCGAGAUAA